Messenger RNA from Cajanus cajan (pigeon pea), 1702 nucleotides. Its product is annotated as cytochrome P450 93A2. Lineage: Eukaryota; Viridiplantae; Streptophyta; Magnoliopsida; Fabales; Fabaceae. The record is from RefSeq and is a predicted model, not a curated record. Gene Ontology annotation, molecular function: monooxygenase activity; oxidoreductase activity, acting on paired donors, with incorporation or reduction of molecular oxygen; iron ion binding.
UUGUUCAUAGUUCAUACUUAAUUUUCAUCACUAAUGGCUAACUUUGGUGAGUAUUUUGUCUUCCUUCUCAUUUGGCUUGCUUCAAUCUUCUUGUUACGUGUAAUCAUCACUAGGUUUCGCAUCAAGGCACGCCUACCACCAAGUCCUAGAGCCCUACCUGUUUUAGGGCACCUCUACCUCCUCACCAAGCUCCCUCACCAAGCAUUUCACAACAUCUCAUCCCGUUAUGGCCCUUUGGUCUACCUCGUGUUCGGUUCCAAACCUUGUGUUCUUGUUUCAUCACCCGAAAUGGCGCGACAAUGCCUCAAAACCCAUGAAACAUGUUUCCUUAACCGACCCAAAAGGACCAACGUGGACUACAUCACGUACGAUUCUUCAGAUUUUGUGUUGGCACCCUAUGGACCUUAUUGGAGGUUCAUGAAAAGGCUUUGCAUGAGUGAACUCCUUGGUGGACGCAUGCUUCAUCAGCACCUUCCCAUUAGAGAAGAGGAAACGAGGUUGUUCUUGAAGAGUAUGAUGCAAAAGGCUAGUUUGAAAGAGGAGGUGAACAUAGGCAAGGAGCUAUGCAUGUUGACAAAUAACAUAAUCACGAGGAUGGCUUUGAGAAGAAGGUGUUGUGAUGUUGAAGGGGAGGGACACCAAUUGAUUGAGUUGGUGAAAGAGAUGACUGAGCUUGGUGGCAAGUUCAACUUGGGAGACAUGUUGUGGUUUGUUAAGAAGUUGGACUUGCAAGGGUUUGGUAAAAAGCUUGAGAGUGUUAGAAGUAGGUAUGAUGUUAUAAUGGAGAGGAUCAUGAAGGAACAUGAAGAUGCAAGGAGGAGGAAAAAGGAAAUGGGUGGUGAUGGAGAUGAAGUGAGGGAUUUGCUUGAUGUUCUACUUGAUAUCUACAACGAUGAAAGUUCAGAGAUUAGAUUAACCAGAGAAAAUAUCAAGGCCUUCAUUAUGAACAUGUUUGGUGCUGGAACUGAGACAUCAGCCACUACAAUAGAAUGGGGUUUAGCUGAACUAAUCAACCAUCCAAAUAUUAUGCUAAAAGCUAGACAAGAGAUUGAUUCAGUGGUUGGUAAUACUAGAUUGGUGGAGGAAUCAGAUAUUCCAAACCUUCCCUAUGUUCAAUCCAUAGUGAAGGAAACAAUGAGGCUUCACCCCACUGGGCCUUUAAUAGGGAGGCAAACCACUGAAAAUUGUAAUAUUAAUGGGUAUGACAUUCCAGCAAGGGCCUCUGUGUUUGUGAAUAUAUGGGCCAUUGGUAGGGACCCGAAUCAUUGGGAAAGCCCACUUGAGUUCAAGCCAGAGAGGUUCCUUGAUGAAGAGGGACAAAGCCCACUAGACCUGAAGGGACAAAAUUUUGAACUUUUGUCAUUUGGAGCUGGAAGGAGAAGUUGCCCUGGAGCUUCACUAGCUUUGCAGAUUAUUCCCACAACCCUAGCUGGAAUGAUUCAGUGUUUUGAAUGGAAGGUUGGUGAAGAUGGGAAUGGAAUGGUUGACAUGGAAGAAGGACCUGGAAUGGCUCUUCCUAGGGCACAUCCCUUGCUAUGUGUCCCUGAGGCUAGGUUCAAUGCUUUUGCUCUAGUCUAGUUUAUGCUUGUGCUUGUUUUAUCAUAUAAUUACUGAUCAAGAAGAAGAAGAAUAAAAAGAACACAAUUCUCUUUCUUGUAAGCAAAUUUAGAAAGAAAUGUUGAUUAGUGUGUGUAUGUGUUGA